AUGAGCACGGAUCUAGACCUGUCAUCCUCCAGUCUCCCUUCUCGAUCGCCCUCAACCUCGCCGAAUUUACUCGCAACUCCUGACUCCUCCGCCCUCUUGACUAAUCGAUCCUGCUCCGGCGUUUCGACGAUUUCGAGCCGAUCAUCAUACUCCAAUGGCUCAACGACAUCUCGAACGAGCACAUACUCCCGUCGUCGUGGCUAUGUACGUCCUCAGGGAGGAUCAUUUGCCGAGUCAGCCAAAAAUCGUGAGAGCGUCAUGAGCCUCGGCAGUAUCGCCCAUCUGCAAUACUAUUUCGCUCGAACGGGAUUGUUAGAUGGCAAGGGAGGGCAAAUGGCAAAAAAGAAGCAGAAUGGUGAAUACGAUAUCCCAAAGCUCUCGUUAACUGCGAAUCAAGAACUCGUUGAAUCUCCAAUCGAGGAUGAGUCUCAGGCCUCCUGGGACACUUUGACUGAGGAUGGCACGGAUGUCAUGUUACCCCCUACCGUAUCCACAUACAGUGAUCGAUCAACAUAUGUGGCUCCACCGCCCGAUCAGAAAACCAUGAAGAAAGAACUCGUGGAAGCUUUAGAAAAUGCAUUACAAGCUGUUGAGUCCUGUGAAGGCCCGGCGAGUAGCAGUCCCGGAGACCCGACACCAGGAUUUUACGAAAUUCAGGGACUGCAUGUCCUUGACACGACCACUCAAGCAAUUCGAGCCGCAAGACUUUAUUACACUCUGCAUCCCAAUCCCCAGAGACUGAACUCUAUCAAGUCGGACCAGGAAUUGAGAAGGGAUCUAUACUCUGUGCUCGAUGUCCUGAAGAAAUGUGCUUCUCGAAACUUUGCGGGUGGAUUUCGUGAGGAUGAGAGACUCGCCGUAUUGGUUUGGGUGAGUGAUGUUGGCAUGAUGAUCGACCAAGAAGCGAAACUGGAGGAGGCGGACAAGACGGAAAGAAAGGACUGGCACUGGAUGGAUGAUGCCAAGUGGGUUGGUCGAGAGCAAGAAAGGGAUAUCAACUUCCUCAACUUCUUGCUCCACGGCAAGGGAGAAAGCCCAUCGCUUGAGAAAGCCGAUGUCACGCCCGAGUUUUUCCGUGAUCUAGCUGAUGGCAGGGAUCUUGUGAAAAUGCACAACGCCGCUGUCAAACGAUCCAAGCGGCAAUUCGACUUUAUCAAAUCCUUUCACGAAGACGUGGCAAAACCGUACAGGCGUGCAGACAACCUUCGCUUUUGGCUGAAGGCCGCGGAACUCAGAUGGGAGCUCAAGCUUCAGCUCGACGUGAUGGCUGUUGCAAAUCAGGUUGAAACCGUCAGCACUUGGUCAUCUUUCGAGAACAUUGUUCGACAAUGGAGCCGUGGAGUAAGGGCCGAACUUACCAAGGACUGGAACGGUGAAGAAGAACGCAAACUACAUGCGCGCGCAAGAAGCCUGGCGAUGGCGAGUCCACUGUCGAGCCCUUCGAGGAAGAACUCUCCGGCUCCACCUCUCCCAAGUCCGCUCAAAACGGUGAUUGUACCAAGUCCUGUCAGCAAUCCAUCUGAAGGAUCUGAUGAUCCAGACAGCCCGACACCAAAGCCAGUGUCAGUGGCUUGCGGUAAAGAAGUCUAA
Fonsecaea monophora is the source of this 1590-nucleotide messenger RNA. RefSeq lists its product as hypothetical. The transcript has a single exon. The coding region runs from base 1 to 1590 and encodes 529 amino acids. The record is from RefSeq and is a predicted model, not a curated record. Lineage: Eukaryota; Fungi; Ascomycota; Eurotiomycetes; Chaetothyriales; Herpotrichiellaceae.